Messenger RNA from Anopheles merus, 1630 nucleotides. RefSeq lists its product as uncharacterized. The record is from RefSeq and is a predicted model, not a curated record. The transcript has 2 exons. Bases 483 to 1625 code for a protein of 380 amino acids. Lineage: Eukaryota; Metazoa; Arthropoda; Insecta; Diptera; Culicidae.
AAAACGAUCCAACCUUGCAACGAUCCAACCUUGCCGUGAAUAUGAACUACAGAGAAUUGACAGAAGAGAGCGAGGAAGGAUGAGACCGAGGAAAGACGCCAAGAAAGCAAGAACGCAAAAACGAACGAAGCGGAAUUGUGAAGUUGUGGAAUUAAGUAUAAAUAAACGACAAUAAAUGUUUUUAUCCGUCGAUAAACUGGCGCGAUCAAAUUCAUAAAGUGUGAAGUAAAAUUAAUUUCAAACAUUAUAAAAACAUUUAUUCCAGCACCUCGUGCCGUUCGUCACUAAGUGAGGUUAGAUGGAUAUUCAUUUUAACUAUGAAAAUGCUUCAUUUUCGAGAUAAAAAGAUAGGCGUAUUGCAGUGCAUCAUGACAGGUCUGUAAGACAUCGAACAGCUGACAGAGCACCUAUCGAACAGAGUCGUGUUUGUUUGUUUCGUUCGAUUGGUCCCAGAGCGCCGCCUAAACCACACUCUACAUAAUAUGAUAUCAGAAUAUUAUCAUAAAGGAUAUGUUCGAAAAUUGGAUUCAAAUGAAAUCUCCGAAGUAAAAUGGUUUUUACCUAUCUUCCCUAUUAAAAAUCCCAACAAACCAGGAAAGAUAAGAAUUGUUUGGGACGCAGCAGCGAAGUCUUCGCAUGGCCUAUCGUUGAAUUGUAUGUUAUUGCAAGGACCGGAUCUUUUAUGUUCUCUAUUGAACAUAUUAUUAUGCUUUCGUUUGGGUAAAAUUGCGAUCGCAGGUGACAUUCGUGAAAUGUUUCACCAGAUAAGCAUGCGUAGAGAGGAUCAAAUGUAUCAAUGUUUUUAUUGGACAGAACAAGAUGGAGAACUUGCCGUGUAUGCUAUGACCGUGUUGACCUUUGGUGCAUGUUGUUCACCUUGCACUGCCCAGUUCGUGAAAAAUCGGAACGCGGAACGUUUUCAAACUACUCACCCCAAAGCAUAUGAAGCUAUCGUUCAUUUUCAUUACGUUGAUGAUCUGCUUGUGAGUGUUGAAACAGAAAGUGAAGCCUUACAAUUGAUAAACGACGUAAAAACUGUUCACAGUGCUGGAGGAUUUGAAAUGCGCAAUUGGAUAAGCAACUGUAAAUCCGUUGAGGCGUAUGUUAAUGGAAGUGUUUCUACCGAAAAAUGUAUGAACUUUUCAUCAAAAAGUCACGUAGAAAAAGUUCUAGGCAUGUGGUGGGACACUGCCCUAGACGUGCUGACGUAUAAAGUGUGGUGGCAUCGUUAUGAUACAUCAUUGUUAACGGGAAAUCGAUCACCAACUAAACGAGAAAUGCUACAAGUCCUUAUGUCCAUAUUCGACCCUCUCGGGCUAGUUGCACAUUUUUUAGGAUACCUCAAGGUGGUCUUACAGGAUGUUUGGCGCUCAAGAGUUGAUUGGGAUGAACCAGUACAUAUUGAAGAAUUGAAGAAGUGGAUGAUAUGGAUAAAACUUCUACCACAAAUCGAACAAGUAAAAAUAACCCGAUGCUAUUCCCAGCAAUAUUCCAUCAAUGAUGCUGAAGAUGUUCAACUACAUACAUUCGUAGAUGCUGGAGGGAGCGGAAUGGCGGCCAUUGUCUUUCUGAGUCUGUCUCGCGAAAACUGUACUCAUUCAAACCGUGAAAAAGAAAAGAAAUAAAGAAA